Molecule: messenger RNA, 1243 nt
Organism: Hibiscus syriacus
Lineage: Eukaryota; Viridiplantae; Streptophyta; Magnoliopsida; Malvales; Malvaceae
Product: PTI1-like tyrosine-protein kinase At3g15890
Exons: 4
Coding region: 80-1225 (381 amino acids)
Biological process (GO): protein phosphorylation
Molecular function (GO): ATP binding; protein kinase activity
Source: RefSeq, a predicted model, not a curated record
UGCUGACAAAUUUCAGAUACGACUUCAAGUCUGUUUUAAAAACUCAAAUCUACCAAUUCAGAAUCUCAAACCCAAAGCCAUGGGAUCAACCUUUAGUUGCUGUGGCUCCCAUAAGGAAGAUGAAGUGGUAAGUGUUGUUACUCCAGGGAAUUCAACAUGGAGAAUGUUUACAUACAAAGAGUUGCACUCUGCCACUAAUGGCUUCUCCGACGAUAACAAGCUCGGAGAAGGCGGCUUCGGCAGCGUUUACUGGGGUAAAGCCAGUGACGGUCUCCAGAUAGCUGUUAAGAAGUUGAAAUCCAUGACUUCAAAAGCUGAAAUGGAGUUUGCAGUGGAAGUUGAGGUUCUCGGAAGGGUUAGGCACAAGAAUCUGUUGGGUCUAAGGGGUUACUGUGUCGGGACCGAUCAACGGCUCAUCGUUUACGAUUAUAUGCCGAAUCUUAGCCUGCUGUCUCGUCUGCACGGCCAGUGUGCCGGUGAGGUUCAAUUGGAUUGGAGGAAGAGAAUGAAGAUCGCAAUUGGUUCAGCAGAAGGCAUCUCGUACUUGCACCAUGAGGUAACGCCCCACAUCAUUCAUAGAGACAUCAAGGCAAGCAAUGUCCUACUAGAUUCGGAUUACGAACCGCUGGUCGCUGAUUUCGGCUUCGCGAAGCUAAUCCCAGAAGGUGUAAGCCACAUGACGACUCGCGUUAAGGGUACUUUAGGAUACCUUGCGCCGGAAUAUGCCAUGUGGGGAAAGGUUUCCGACGGUUGCGAUGUUUAUAGUUUUGGUAUUCUCUUGCUCGAGCUUCUCACGGGGAGAAAGCCUAUAGAAAAGUUGCCCGGUGGUGUAAAGAGGACCAUAACCGAGUGGGCCGAGCCACUUAUAGCAAAAGAGCGGUUUAAGGACCUCGUCGAUCCGAGGCUUCGAGGAAGUUUUGAUGAAAACCAAUUGAAAAAAGCCAUCAGCGUCGCUUGUUUAUGCGUGCAAAGUGAACCGGAGAAGCGGCCGAGCAUGAAGGAAGUUGUUUAUAUGCUUAAAGGGUAUGGCAGUGAAGGCAAGGCUCUGCAGACUAGAAUGAAUAGCAUCAAGUAUAAGGAUGAAUUACUGGCACUUGAUCAAACAAGUGACGAUGAUGAUGAUGGGGGUCCUGAUGAAAGCUAUGGAGUAUUUGGUGCCAUGGAAUCGGAGAUGCAAGAUCCUUACAACCGAUAUGCAAAAGGAAACAAUGCCAAACAUGGUUGAGAAAUUUUAAUCUCUAUA